Spizellomyces punctatus DAOM BR117 is the source of this 1592-nucleotide messenger RNA. RefSeq lists its product as uncharacterized. Bases 42 to 977 code for a protein of 311 amino acids. Gene Ontology annotation, molecular function: RNA binding. NCBI's taxonomy places the organism in Eukaryota, Fungi, Chytridiomycota, Chytridiomycetes, Spizellomycetales, Spizellomycetaceae. The record is from RefSeq and is a predicted model, not a curated record. The transcript has 3 exons. Gene Ontology annotation, biological process: spliceosomal complex disassembly. Gene Ontology annotation, cellular component: spliceosomal complex.
UUUGGGCUUCUUGCAUAGAAGUUAGAUUUUAUCCCUUGACCAUGGCAUCUUCAGAGCACGACUAUUACGCCCUUUUGGGUGUAACAUAUGAAGCGACCGCUCAGGAGAUAAAGAAGGCAUAUCGAAAGAAUGCCUUAAAGUAUCAUCCCGACAAGGUCGGCGCAGAUAAUGAGCAAGCAGCGGAAAUGUUUCAUCUCCUUACCCUCGCAUCCGAUACUCUCGCCGAUCCAACCAAAAAAUCCGCCUACGACACCCUCCACAAAUCCCGCAUCGCCCAGAAACGAAAACUAGAGCAAAUGGACUCUCACCUCCGCAAAGCGCGUCAAGAUCUCAAUGACCGCGAACAAGCAGCGAAACGCGCCAAAGAUACGGCCUUUAUGGCGGCCGUGCAGCGUAAAAAUGAGAUUGAUCGAUUAAGGGAGGAAGGACAACGGAAAGUACAUGCAGCUGAGGAGCAACGGAGACAAAUGUUUACGGCAAAAGUGGACGCUGCGAAACAUGAAGCAAAUUUGCGAAAAGUGCGAGAAGGGGCCAGUGUCAUGGACUGUACGCUCAAAGUCAAGUGGAAAAAGAAGUAUGCGGAUUUUACCAAAGAAGAUUUGGAGAUGGUUUUUGGAAAGUACGGAAAAGUAGAGUCUGUUAUAAUGUCCAGUAAGGGAAAGGGAACGGCCAUGGUCAUUUUUGACUCUUUACUGGAUGCGAGGUCCGUCAUGAAGGAUCAAGCAUCUCCAAAUUUCCGCAAUCUUCAGGUAGUUUGGGCCGCUGGUGAGGAGCCAUCCAUUCUUAAGAGUCUAGAUUUGGAUCCGCCAUCUGAGAAGGGCACAACACAAACGGGCACCACAUCCGAAGAAACCAAAUCAGCUGGAUCUGAAUUUGGAUUCGGAUUUACUGGAUUUGCAGCUGGUGAUGCAGAUGAUGAUUAUGAAACGAUUACCCUUCUCAAAAUGCAGCAAGCUGCAAAGACGGCUAGCACAUGAUUGGGCAUACUCGAAAUGUCUUUUGCUUUCAUCCCUGUGCAAAGAUGGAAUGCCUCGACAACGAUAUGCAAAUCGAAUCCCUGUUCACGCGUCAUCACGCGUGAUCGGGCUAGAAUCCAUUUGCAGAUAUCAUCUAUUCACACGCACUCCAUGAAGGUAGUUCACAUGGUUCCUCGAGGACCAAACUUAUCCAAGGCCCGUACACCCUGUUCCUGCCACUCUUGCUUCGAUACCCAGAACGCCUCUCUGUUCUGCAUAAUACCUGCCAACACGGCACCACCCAAGAAAACGGCGUGUUUACGAUUCGGUGGGUCUGCGACCUUUAUCUUGAAUUUCUGUUACGACAAAAACGGUUAUCAUGGGUUGCGAAAAUUGUGCUAGUUGAACGCAACAGAAACUUACACUCAACCGGGAUGUGUCUCCCUUCAAGACUCGCUCCAAGUAUAGCUGCUUUAGCUCCUUUUCCAUGCGACUGGGAAGACCAGGGUACAUAGAGGUUCCGCCAGAUAGUACAAUUUGCUUGAAGAGUUCAGGGCGGAUAUCAAUGUCAGCUGAUUGGAUAGUGUUGAAUAGGAGCUCUGUAUCACAAUCAAUAAUGCAAUUAAUGCAGUGCCU